UGAGCGAAGCGAAUUACUAUUAUUCAACUUAUAGUGAAUUUGACCAUAAUAACGAACUAGUUGUGUAGUAAUAACAUCAAUUUAUUACAGGGAUAGACGAAUAAGUCACAAUGUCUAUCGAAAUAGAAUCCGCAGACGUGAUCCGGCUGAUCCAGCAGUACCUGAAGGAGUCGAAUCUCACGCGCACGCUUCAGACGCUGCAGGAAGAAACAGGUGUGUCACUGAACACAGUGGAGAGUGUGGACGGAUUCUGCGCAGACAUCAACAGCGGGCACUGGGACGCGGUGCUGGGCUGCGUAGCCGCACUGAAGCUGCCCGAGCGCAAGCUGGUGGAGCUGUAUGAACAGGUGGUGCUGGAGCUGAUCGAGCUGCGCGAGCUGGGCGCGGCGCGGCAGCUGCUGCGCAACUCGCACCCCUGCCGGCUCAUGAAGCAGCACCACACCGACCGCUACAUACACCUUGAGAACCUCCUCUCCCGCUCGUACUUCGACCCCCGCGAGGCGUACGGCGCGGGCGGCGGCAAGGAGCGGCGCCGCGCCGCCAUCGCCGCCUCGCUGGCCGGCGAGGUGUCCGUCGUGCCGUCCAGCCGCCUGCUGGCGCUGCUGGGGCAGGCGCUCAAGUGGCAGCAGCACCAGGGGCUGCUCCCGCCAGGCACAACCAUCGACCUGUUCCGAGGCAAGGCCGCCAUCCGCGACGAGGAGGACGACCAGUGCCCCACGCAGCUGUUCAAGACCAUCAAGUUCGGGCAGAAGUCCCACGUGGAGUGCGCGCGCUUCUCGCCCGACGGCCAGUACCUCGUCACCGGCUCCGUCGACGGCCUGGUCGAGGUGUGGAACUUCACGACAGGCAAGAUCCGUAAGGACCUGCGUUACCAAGCUCAAGAGGAAUACAUGAGCAUGGAGGAAGCAGUACUCAGCUUGGCGUUCGCCCGCGACUCGGACACUCUAGCCGCCGGGGCCAACGAUGGCCGCGUCAAGGUGUGGCGCGUGUCGACGGGCGCGGUGCAGCGGCGGCUGGAGCGCGCGCACUCGCGCGGCGUGACCUCGCUGCAGUUCAGCCGGGACUCGGCGCAGCUGCUGUCCGCCUCCUUCGACCGCACCGUGCGCAUCCACGGACUCAAGUCCGGCAAGCUGCUCAAGGAGUUCCGAGGGCACACGUCCUUCGUGAACGAGGCGGUGUUCACCCCGGACGGGCACGGCGUGCUGUCGGGCAGCAGCGACGGGUGCGUGAAGCUGUGGGCGCUGCGCUCGGGCGAGUGCUCCGCCACGCUGAAGCCGCUCGGCGCCGCGGGGGACGCCGGCGCCGAGCCGCCCGUCAACACGCUGCUGCUCACGCCCAAGAACCCCGAGCAUUUUGUCGUCUGCAACCGGACUAACACUGUGGUGAUAAUGAACACGGCCGGGCAGACGGUGCGCUCGUUCUCGUCGGGGCGGCGCGAGCGCGAGGGCGGAGCGCUGACGUGCGCCGCGCUGUCGGCCCGCGGCCGCCUCGUGUACUGCGCCGGCGAGGACCUGGUGCUGUACGCCUUCUGCGCCAACACCGGCAAGCUGGAGCGGACCAUCAACGUGCACGAGAAGGCCGUGAUCGGCAUGACGCACCACCCGCACCAGAACCUGCUGGCCACCUACAGCGAGGACGGCCUGCUCAAGCUCUGGAAGCCCUGAGCGAACCUGCUCCUUCGGUGUCUUAUAACGAUCGGAGCUUUUAUGCCAUUUUCACUGCAAAUCGUAAUGGAGUCUGCAUUUAUUCAAUUACUUAGGUACUUUUCAACA
Cydia amplana is the source of this 1772-nucleotide messenger RNA. It is a transcript of the gene Smu1, whose product is annotated as WD40 repeat-containing protein SMU1. Gene Ontology annotation, cellular component: precatalytic spliceosome. Gene Ontology annotation, biological process: mRNA splicing, via spliceosome. Bases 111 to 1664 code for a protein of 517 amino acids. The transcript is spliced from 11 exons. Gene Ontology annotation, molecular function: protein binding. Lineage: Eukaryota; Metazoa; Arthropoda; Insecta; Lepidoptera; Tortricidae. The record is from RefSeq and is a predicted model, not a curated record.